CCUCUGGCUCAGUUCCCACUUCCCACUUCACCCCUCUCCCCAACGACCCAUCUUCGUCUUUAGACAGAGACGCAGAUACACUUAGCUUCCAUGAAGAUUCAUCCUUUCCCCUCUCUCUUUCUCUCUCUUAAAUUAUUAUUUCCAAUUAAAUUUUAAUUCCCAUUUUAUAAAGAAGAAACAGUCUUCGAAGACUUUGUAGCACGAGAGAGAGAGAGAGAGAAAGAGACUUGUUUGACGAAUAGCACCAGAACGAGACUGGGGAAGCAGCCAACGAGGACGGCCGUAGCUUAACUUUCAAAGCUCCAAGUCUAGGCCGUCUCCCACAACUUCUUCUUAAUCUUAGCAAUCCAAAUCCAAUCCAACCUCUACGCUCCCCUUCCAUUUCUCCAUCUACUCUCAUCUCUUCAUUGAAGAAGAAGAAAGAAGAAGAAAGCAAUUGGAGUAGCAGAUCCAAUUUCCCAAAUUUCCCAAUUUCCCUUUUCCCAUCUCAUCAUCAUCAUCAUCCGUUAGGAUUUCGAUUCAGAUUCAGGUUCAGGUUCAGGUUCAGGUUCAGAUUCAGAUUCAGAGAGAAUGAACGAUCUACUAGGGAAUUCCUUCUCCGGAUUCAGAGGCCGUACAGACGGCUCGGCCUUCGUCGACGUAGAGAUGUCCUCAGCCGCAAACAUGGGAGGAGGAGGAGGAGGAGGAGGAGUAAAUCUAGACAAAUUCUUCGAAGACGUAGAAGGAAUCAAAGACGAGCUCAAAGAAAUGGAAAGACUCCAGCUACGUCUCCAACAAUCUAACGAAGAGAGCAAGACCCUCCACAACGCCAAAUCCGUGAAAAAUCUCCGAUCCCGAAUGGACUCCGAUGUCACCACAGCCCUGAAAAAGGCGAAACUCAUCAAGGUCCGCCUCGAAGCCCUAGAUCGAACAAACGCAGCCAAUCGAAGCCUACCAGGUUGUGGACCCGGCAGCUCCUCCGAUCGAACCCGUACAUCGGUGGUGAGUGGCCUAAGGAAGAAGCUCACGGAUUCCAUGGAAGGGUUCAACAAGCUGAGGGAACAGAUUUCUGGCGAGUACAGGGAAACAGUGGAAAGGAGAUACUAUACGGUGACGGGAGAGAAACCCGAUGAACAAACAGUGGAUAAGCUGAUAUCGACAGGUGAGAGCGAGACGUUCUUGCAGAAAGCGAUUCAGGAACAGGGUAGGGGGCAGAUCCUGGACACCAUAUCUGAAAUUCAGGAGAGACACGAUGCGGUGAAGGAUAUGGAGAGGAGUCUGAUGGAGCUGCACCAGGUGUUCUUGGACAUGGCUGUGUUGGUACAGCAUCAAGGGGAGCAAUUGGAUGAUAUAGAGAGCCAAGUGGCCAGGGCUAACUCCUUUGUUAGGGGAGGGACACAGCAAUUGUAUACAGCGAAGAAGACGCAGAGGAACACCAGGAAAUGGACUUGCAUUGCUAUCAUCAUAUUACUCAUCAUUGUCCUCAUCAUCGUUCUUCCCAUCGUCCUCAGAAACACCGGCGGCAGCGGCAACAGCAGCAGCCCCACCACCACCACCACUCCUCCCCCGCCCGCAACAAAAUAAAUUCUUGUCUUUCCUUCUUUUUUUCUUUUCUUUUUCCUCGUCUUUUUUAUUGUGAUUUUUCUUUUUAAUAAUUUUCUUUUUUGUUUAUAAUUGUUAGUUUUUCUAUUGUCAUAAUAUUUGUGCCUCUUCUUACAAUUUUUUUUUUUUUUUUUGGUGCCUGAUUCUUACAUUAUGGCCCUUAUGGGUAUAUGUCAUAUUUUUUUAUUUAUUGAUUAAAUUGAAUACUUCUAUUUUUA
Messenger RNA from Macadamia integrifolia, 1799 nucleotides. RefSeq names its product syntaxin-121. Gene Ontology annotation, molecular function: SNARE binding; SNAP receptor activity. The transcript has a single exon. NCBI's taxonomy places the organism in Eukaryota, Viridiplantae, Streptophyta, Magnoliopsida, Proteales, Proteaceae. The coding region runs from base 571 to 1563 and encodes 330 amino acids. The record is from RefSeq and is a predicted model, not a curated record. Gene Ontology annotation, cellular component: plasma membrane; endomembrane system; SNARE complex. Gene Ontology annotation, biological process: exocytosis; intracellular protein transport; vesicle fusion.